Messenger RNA from Hyposmocoma kahamanoa, 3827 nucleotides. It is a transcript of the gene ovo, whose product is annotated as transcriptional regulator ovo-like. Gene Ontology annotation, cellular component: nucleus. The transcript is spliced from 4 exons. Gene Ontology annotation, biological process: epidermal cell differentiation; regulation of transcription by RNA polymerase II. The record is from RefSeq and is a predicted model, not a curated record. Gene Ontology annotation, molecular function: DNA-binding transcription factor activity, RNA polymerase II-specific; RNA polymerase II cis-regulatory region sequence-specific DNA binding. NCBI's taxonomy places the organism in Eukaryota, Metazoa, Arthropoda, Insecta, Lepidoptera, Cosmopterigidae. The coding region runs from base 202 to 2694 and encodes 830 amino acids.
UUCGCAGCGGCCAACGGUACCAGAUGUGCCGCUAGCUGUUACGCACCAAAUAAACAUCAACAAAUCCAGGAGACUUACCGUGUAGUGUGAUACGAUGCAAAGUGUUGAACUGUUUUCGAAGGGAUUUGAUUACGACUUAUCAUAGACAAAGUGACAGAGACAAUUGUAAGGAUCGAGUGCAGUGAUCAUUAGCGCCCGAAGAUGCCGAAAAUCUUCCUGAUCAAGAAACGGCUGCAUGAGCAGCAGCUAGGGUUACAAGAGGGUCAGGAGUUGCUGAACAGCAAGGCCGACUCCCUCUGCCCUGGCUCACCUCUCGACGAUGGCCCAAUCCCGCUGCUCUCCAAAAAGGAUAAGGAAUGCGACUCGGAUGUCUUUGAAGAAAACGGUGGUGGAAGAAAUUUACACGAGAGACGCACAAAAGAACCUAGGAGGUUUAUAUCAUCUAUACUUGGCGGCGAUGUUCCAUAUGGUAGUCACAGAGGACACGUUCCCACACAGGCGGAACGAAAAUUAUAUUUACCCGUAAUCGCAGAAGAAAAGAAAAAAGAUGACAAACCGUUAAUAAAAGAAGAAAAAGAUCCACUGGAAAACGAUCCAGUCGUGUUGCCGUCGAGAAAUUCACCGUCUCCAGAAUCUUCACCUUCACCAGGUAUUGACAAUAACGUAACCUGUCAGAAAGUGUCUGUCAUUCAGAGAACACCAUCUCAAUCACAGUUCCGUGACAACAAAAAAGAAAUUACUGAUAUUAGUAUUCCCCAGACGCUACCUACCACAGAACCAGAACAAGACCAACCAAUUGAUUACGUUAUAGCAAAGAAACGUGGUGAAUCAGAAGAUGAAGAAACUGAAAAGAAAAUAAGAGAGCAAAGGCGAACAAGCAGCUCUAAAAUUGCCAAUGGAAUAUUAGCCCGACCAGUUUUAGUUUUAAGAAAUUGUCCCGCAAACAAAAUACCGGGAAUAAUGACUGCAGCUGCAGGACACGGUCGAUCGACUGGUGGUAGCGGCUCAGGUGGAAAUUCUCAGAGUAGUGGUGGCUCUGGAAGUUUCAAUUCGGGUGGUGGUAGCACCGCUCCUUCCUCUGGCGGCGGUGGAGCCAUCGGUGGUGGAUCCGGUAGCGGAGGCAACGGUCGCGACGGUAGAUCCAACUAUGGACCAAAUAGCCCACCAACAGGCAGCCUACCCCCUUUUUAUGAAACUCUCGGUCCUUCCACUAAGGGCGGGCAAAAUUCUUUCAAUGCCAACAGCAACUUUUCGAACGAAUUUAGUAUAAUGAAUGGAUUUAAUAUGGAUUGUGAAAAUAAUGAAAAUGGAACCAGUUUCCCUGAGCAAACGAAACAGUAUUCUCUGAUGCAGAACGCUCCUUAUGGCCUCGCUUUAAAAGACGAAGGGAUUGAUUAUGAAAAUAAAUUAGAAAACCUUGGUUCUAUUGGCAAUUAUAGCAGCAAUUUCGAUGAUUCCAUGGUGGUCGAUAUGCCUGAGGACGUAAUAGAUAACUUACAAUUCUCUACCACCCUCACUUUUAACGGAUCUAACGAAGGUCUCUUAGGAAACCUUUCAGAUUCAACCGAAGACUUCUCAAAUUUAUUGAACCACCACGUUGAAUCAAUAACAGACUCAGACUUAAGAGAAUCAUCGACGUCGAUAAGCCCUGACUCCGUGCACAACCAAGUCGAUAUUGAAACGCUGGCAGAACAAGUAAAUUUAAGUAGACAGUAUUAUGAAAAAGCCAACUAUUUAGCUUUUGCAAGUCAAGAUCAACCUUCUUCUUACAAUUUCGCUAAAGAUCGGCCAGAUUUGCUGAUGCAGUUAAACCCAGCUCUUCUACAACACAACGAAGGACAAAUGCAACAACUGCAGAUCCAUGUACAACUUCAACAGAGGCAACAAAUUCUAUCUCCUGGCUUUCCAUUCGCUAGUCAUUCUCUGGACCUGGACUCGCCUACCGGCGUGUCGUUGCCUUCGCCCGGCGGAAAUAAUUCCUUGGAUGGCAGUACCCACAUGGAGAACUCCGCGCUGAGCCCAGCUGCUGCUGUAAGUUUGAAGAAAGGCUUAGGCGAUGGCAAAAUUCAAAUCUUGCAAAGGUUGGGUCUACCCGCUGAACUGCCGCUUGAAUUCAUCAAUGGUGGCCACGGAGUGAAGAACCCAUUGGCUACAGAAGCAAAUGCAAGACAAAGAGAAGAAGAAAAGAACAAACAUGUAUUAGUUAGUGAAGACGAUCCUACAAAAUUCGUAUGUCGAGUGUGCUCGAAAAACUUCAGCCUACAAAGACUGCUUAAUCGGCAUAUGAAGUGCCACUCCGAUGUGAAGAGAUAUCUUUGCACUUUCUGCGGCAAAGGUUUCAACGACACCUUCGACCUUAAAAGACACACAAGAACGCACACGGGUGUCCGACCUUACAAGUGCAAUCUCUGUGAAAAAUCCUUCACCCAAAGAUGCUCACUAGAAUCUCACUGCCUUAAAGUUCACGGAGUGCAGCACACUUAUGCCUACAAAGAACGGAGGACUAAGAUGUACGUAUGUGAAGAGUGUGGGCAUACCACUUCAGAACCUGAGGAACACUACAUGCACUUGAAAAAACAACACCCUUAUUCCCCGGCGCUACUGAAGUUCUACGAUAAACGGCAUUUUAAGUUCACAAACGCUACAUUUGCUAAUCAGCUUUUAGGACAGCUUCCAAUGCCGGUCCACAACUAAUUGGCCACUUCUAAUAAAUUCUUAAUGACUGAUUCGGCAAUUCCCAUUCCAAUUAUGAUGGAAAACGUACUUAACAUUACGAAUUUAUUCCGUCCGUUGUAUACUAAAAUAUUUAAUAGAAAAAAUAAAACCAGUGCUUAUAAGUUUAAUGUGAGACUCGUUAAAAUUAAAUGUCUUCCAAAAUAUAAAUAGACAUUCCGACAUUUCAAAAUUGCCUAUGGUUUACAUUACACUUUCUAACAAUCAUUUUGUUCUAAAAAAAUACCUUAAUUUUUAAUAACAGUCAAUGAUACAUUUUUGGUCUAGGCGAUAGGCAUGACUGCAAUUAAAAAAUCAAAGUAUCGGGUAUUAUGUGCAAUCUUUGGUGAUGGUACGGGGUUAGAAAGUAAGCGUACAUUAUGUAACAUAGACUAAAAUAUUAGAGUAAUUCAUAGAAUUUGUCAUUUAGAAAACUUUGUAAGUUUCAUUUCAAGCCAGCCAUAGUUUGUUUAAAAGAGAUUAUCGGUUGGUGCUAAAAGAUUGGAGAUUGCUGACUUGAAAUGAAGCAGAUAUGGAUCGGAUGACAUCACUUGUCCGACCCAUAAAAAAAUCAAAGCGUUUAGAUCUUUGAUACAACUUCUCAAUAAGGAAUCUCUAUCCUCGUUUAGUGAUACUAGCUUCUAAUUAUCUCUCAAAAUAUUAACACAAAUUAUGUCACAAGUUCUGUGUAUAAUAAUGUUAUGUUUGUUCUUUGUUUGUACUUAUUAUUUGAAAACAAAAUUUUUGAAUUCAUGGUGAUGCCCAAUAGAGCGCACAACAUGUCGUACCAAGUUGAAUUGCAUUUCUACGAAUAUUUAUAUAUUAUUUAAAAUAAUGAUGAUCGGUUUAGUCUGUGCUGUGAGUGUGUGUGAGUAUUAUCUAUUGUGUAAUUGAGUUAUUUAAUGUGUCGAUUGUUAUUUUUAAUAUUAAAUCUACAUCGAGAUGUACUUGAAGCGCUUCCGAGUUAUGAAAGUUAGAAGGCGACAAUAGGAUGCUCAAUAACUUUGCGCUUUUACCGCGAAGCUUGUUUAUAAAGUAAAAAAUUGUAAAUACAUCUAAAUUUUAUAAGAAAUCUUAGAGAAAUUGAGAAAUUAAUAUUACCUACUUAACUUUAG